Messenger RNA from Oncorhynchus masou masou (cherry salmon), 1182 nucleotides. Its product is annotated as cation channel sperm-associated protein 1-like. Bases 14 to 1081 code for a protein of 355 amino acids. Gene Ontology annotation, biological process: regulation of cilium beat frequency involved in ciliary motility; flagellated sperm motility; transmembrane transport. The transcript has 10 exons. The record is from RefSeq and is a predicted model, not a curated record. NCBI's taxonomy places the organism in Eukaryota, Metazoa, Chordata, Actinopteri, Salmoniformes, Salmonidae. Gene Ontology annotation, cellular component: CatSper complex; membrane. Gene Ontology annotation, molecular function: voltage-gated calcium channel activity; calcium-activated cation channel activity.
UCUGCAGGACUGGAUGCAUCAGCUGUUCAGGAUCAUUGUGGCCUUCACAGAAGACCCCAUGUUUGACAAGUUCAUCCUGUUUGUGGUGGUGCUCAACACAGGGACCCUAGUGGCCCAGACAUUUGAAAGUGUGACUGUGAGAGGAGGGUGGUUCUUCUCAGCUUUGGAUUCCGCUUUUCUGGCAAUCUAUUUAAUGGAAUGUGUGCUGAAAUUGCUUGUCUGGGGUCGACUCUACUUCAAAAACCCAUGGAAUGACCUGGACUUUUUCAUCAUUACGAUGAGCCUCAUUGACUUCCUGCUGCCACUCAUUGAGUCUACAGGGAACUUCAGUGGAGGUCAGGCAUCCACAAUCUUCCGCAUCCUCAAGCUCUUCAAAGGGGUCCGGGCCAUCCGAGCGUUCCGGGUCUUGCGUACCAUCCGCUUUCUCCAAAAUCUCCAGUCCAUCGUGUCCACCUGUCUCCAGUCUCUCCAGUCCAUGGGGGCCAUCAUCAUCCUCAUGUUCACAUUCCUCUUCAUGUUUGCUGUAAUUUUCCGAGAGAUGUUCAACGAGUCUGACCCGCAUCGCUUUGGCACCAUGUUUCGGACAAUUUUCACUCUGUUCCAGCUGCUCACGCUGGAUGACUGGGCUUUCAUCUACUCUACCAGCCGAGACAACGGUGCACCACAUAUUAUCAUCUUCCUUGUCCUGUACAUUGUGGUGGAAUACUUCACUUUCCUCAAUCUAUUCAUUGCUGUUCUCGUCGACAACUUCCAGAUGACAAUCAAGAGACGGAUGGCGUCAAAGAUCCAAAAGUUCCAGGAUAUAUAUGAGAGCGAGAUGCAGUCAAUGAAGAAGUUAGAGCCCCAGCCUAUUGAACCACAGACCGAUGAGGAGUUCUAUGAAGAGGCCCUCAAAUUGACCUAUAGUGAAAAUAAGUAUGGAAAGAGGGAGAUAGAGCUGAUCACCAGCUACCUCAGACUGCUGGCAUCCAUAGAUCAGAACCAGCAGACUUUCCGCUCUCAGGGCUGUGUUCUGGAGCGUCUCAUUGACACCUUCUUUGAGGCAACAGAGGAGGACAGUCAGGGGAAUGACCACGAAUAGAGAAAUAAGGGUCAAACCUUGUAAAUAAACCCUUAUUGCUUUAUCCAGAGCAGUGAUGGCAACUCAGAUGUUAUACUUUGAGAACUCAUUAAAGUCAUGAA